This is a messenger RNA of Lithohypha guttulata, 1959 nucleotides long. RefSeq names its product ubiquitin-specific protease ubp2. Gene Ontology annotation, molecular function: cysteine-type deubiquitinase activity. Gene Ontology annotation, biological process: protein deubiquitination. The coding region runs from base 1 to 1959 and encodes 652 amino acids. The record is from RefSeq and is a predicted model, not a curated record. The transcript has a single exon. Lineage: Eukaryota; Fungi; Ascomycota; Eurotiomycetes; Chaetothyriales; Trichomeriaceae. Gene Ontology annotation, cellular component: cytosol; nucleus.
AUGAGCGGCAAGCGCCCCUCCGAUCAAGCUGAUGGACCUCCAUCGAAGAGGGUCAAGGUCACACCUACUCCGCAAAUGCCUAGUAGUCCUCCAGCACGACAACUGACAGCUGCCGAUCGAGCCGUGAAAUUUACGGAUGACAGCAUCAAUAUUGUGGAUUUGACUUCUACAGCGGAAUCUCUACUUGACGCUCCAAGAGUUUCUGUAGGGCCAGCGUUUGGUGAUAUUUCCGAAGCGACGGCCGAGUUUCUUGAGAUUAUCCGCGCUGGUUCGCAAUCACGGCCGCUAGGUUUGUCGAACCACAAUGGGACCAGCUGUUAUUAUAAUGCCUGCUUGGCUGUACUGUUGAGCUCCCCCCGCUUCGUAUCAUACUUGCGGAAAUGGCACAUGGUAAUGGAAUACCCACAUGAAGAACGAUUCCAUACGCGCCGCGCUCACAUAUUGCAAAUGCUAUAUUCUAUGAGUUAUACCAGUCAAUCGGGGUCGCCCGAACUCAACCACCCGGACACCGAUCGUCUUCGCUCGCGUCGUGAGAGAAAUGGCUCGCAGGACGCCCAUGAUCACUCAGCAAGACUGCUUUGGAGACGAGUCUGCAACCCUGGCCGUCCUUCAUCAAAUGAUCUUGUUGAGGGUUGCCAACUUUCAACCCUAUGGACAAUACCAAGAGCCAGUAGAGACGAACAUAACAACGUCAUUGAAGGUCAGGAAGACGCGAGCGAGUGGCUAAUCUGGCUCUUGACCAGCAUCGAUGAGCAACUUGAGAAUGAAACAAUCCCUGGCUUCCUAACAGCUGAGCAGGAGAGGUUUAAAUGGUUAUUCGAGUUGAAGCAGACGAGCCGUGUCCUCUGCCCAAAAUGCAAAUGGCCUGUACAGCGACGCGAAAAUCCAACACAAGAAUCAGACUCGAAGCACUUGCUUCUGGAAAUUCCUGAAAGAGCAGGUGUGUCCGCCUUCGCAGCACGUGCAACAACUGUGCCGCUGAAGCAGCUCGUCGCGAACAGUAUGGCGACUUCAUACUCCAAAAACACAUGUACCCGUUGUGGACAAGGUAUUCAGAAUAUAGCACAGGAGAUCAAGAGGAUACGCCGGUUCCCGGAACUGCUUAUUCUGAACCUGUCUCGUAACAAGUAUGUCAAGGAGGUAGGGUCAGUGAAAGACCAUGGUGCAGUAAGCAUCCCAGAAUAUCUCGAUCUCAGCCAGUAUCUAGAACCCAGCAGCUUUGGAGCACAAUCGAAAGUGCAAUAUCGUCUUCGAGGCGUUGUGUCCCAUCAAGGACUAGCUGUGGACAGUGGUCACUACAUUUCGUAUAUUCGCGUCGACCACGAAGAUGGAUUCGAAUGGUUGGAAAUAAACAACACUGAGGUGGAAGACUGCUCUUUAUACAGAUUCAACGAUUCACACACUAGCUGGUAUGAGAAAGAAGAGGACUUCAACGCCAGAUUCGAGCCAUGUGUCAUGAUCUACGAACUUGACCAUGAGAAUUCUGUCACGUUGCCUGGCAGACAGCUUCGAAACAUUGAUGAGGGUGAAAAAGUCGAUGAGCCACCUACUGAGUGGCUACAAGAAGCAGACGAUACUACGGUGGCACAGCUUGGCACUGUUGCAGCAGAACCAAGCAAUGCUCAGGUAACAAGAACUACACCGUAUAUCGACAAAGUAAUUCAAUCAAGCAAUGCCAAUGCUACAGCUACUGCACUACCUCCAUCAGGAGUGAAUGUCACUUCAGAUACUCAACCUGCUCAACCUACUCAAUCUACUCAGCCUAUUGCGAUGUCUUCUGUGUGGCCCGUUAUACUAGCCGCUGCUGUGAAUGCUCUUCCGAAAAUUACGUUUGGUGGAUUCGACAAUGAAACAACUUUCCCACAGGCCGAGGUCGACUUGACGCUUCGAAUAGACGGAGCAGAGUUCAAGAUGCCAAAGCGUUUCAUCAAUCACUUUAAUAGAAACAAGCAACGCUAG